Messenger RNA from Striga hermonthica, 636 nucleotides. Lineage: Eukaryota; Viridiplantae; Streptophyta; Magnoliopsida; Lamiales; Orobanchaceae. The record is from the annotation of a GenBank genome assembly.
AUGGCGGGCUGUCUUCGCCAUCCGAAUACCGUACUCGAUGUUCCCAGAAUUCGCAAAUUUGAAUUUAAUGGUCCCGUAGUCCCCGAGUUGGGUUUUCAAUUGGCUUCAAAGGAAUGGGAGUCUCACAUCACUAUAUCUUGCUCUGAUUUCAGUGGUCUAACGUUUGGUGAGCUGAGCAAGCUGUUAACCGAGUUGACCCAGUCGAAAAUUUAUCUUUCUCUAAAAGUGUUUAUGGAGUCUAAAUUGUUAUGUAAUUACGAGAUAGAGGGGUUAGAAGGUUUCCCAUGCAGACAACAAGUGGAGCAUUUGACGGUGGAGACAGGCUGCCAUCUACCGUCUUUAACUAGUUAUGCCUUUUAUUAUGAUGGUUUGUUCCGUAUAUGUCGUCCGAAAUUGGUCACUCAGCAUCAAGGUUCUAAAUUUCAAAACUCGAACAAUGAUUUCCUACCCAAGAUUUUCCAACUAGGAACCCAGGGGAAAUUUUCGUCCCCAGGCAAUUUCUUUUACGGUCUGCAUGAUCUCGAGGAAGUUCACGUUCAGCCUGUUGAUGAUGAUGAAGUUGAUGCUGUAUGGAGGCUACUAACACAGGAAUCGUGGUCAGAUAUUACUGCUUUGGCUGGUCAAGACGACGUGUAG